UCUCCCCUUUCUCGGCGACUCAAGUCCCGAAUGGGCCGCGGCGGCCUCGGAACAGACCUAGAGGGAGGCAGUCUGCACGACCGCUAGAACCUGGCCAUGGAGCCCGGGGAGACGGGGAAGGAAAAACACACAUGAACUGCGUGGAUGUGCAGGAUUCCACCCGAGAGAAAGAACUGUACCUACCACCUCAAAAGAAAGCUUGCCUUGCCCACUUCAGUGCAGAGGAAGACUGGACAGGAAGAAACAAGAACCUCCCAGAGCCCCGUUCUAUCCAGAAGUUGUGGUUCACCCAGUUUCCGUGGUUGGUCAUGAAUGAGGAACAGACGGUUCUGUUUUGUGCUGUCUGCCGAGAAUACUCAUCAGUCAGGGAUAGAAGGUCAAGAUUACUAGAAGGCGUCACAGGACCAUUCAAGGUGGAAACUCUCAAAUACCAUGCCAGGAGCAAGGCCCAUCUGUUCUGUGUCAAUGCCCUGGCUGCCAAGGACCCCAUCUGGGCAGCCCACCUUCAGAGUCUCAGGGAGAGUUCUGCAGAUAUCCCGGCCAGUCCUGAACACCUCUUCACCGCAGAAUAUCCCACCUUCUACCCUCCAGGGCCCCUGGGAGACUUUGAUGGCCUAGCUGAGCUCCAGUCAAGCCCAGGAACUGAACUAGAGGACCCUCCAGGGAGUGGAGCCGUCCCUGCUUUGCAUCUAGACUGCAUGUCAGAUUUGAGGCGAAAGGAAACUGGCAGUGACAUCCUCAGUCCCUCAAAUAGCAGCACUUUAUAUAAAGACACAAUUGAAUUCUGCAGCCAGCAGGAGGCUGAGUGCUGCUCUGUGUUGCAGGAACCUCCGGACAGUGAGCAGCUAAAGGCGUCCAGGGCACUCGAGGAGCUCCCUGCAGCGUUUGAGGAUGUGGUGGUGUACUUCACUCGGGAGGAGUGGGGACUGCUGGACAGGCAGCAGAAGGAGCUCUACAGAGAUGUGAUGCGAAUGAACUACGAGCUGCUGGCAUCCCUGGAGCCACCUGAUGCCAAGCCAGAUUUGAUCACAAAACUGAAACGGAGAUCCACACCCUGGAUCAAGAACCCCAAUGGGCUACAGUCAGGGAGAAGUCGCUCCCUAGGGAAAAAGAAGACUGUGGCAGUGAGAGAAGCCGACAUCCAAACCCAGGCCUCAGCUGCAGAUCCCACCUCACUUCCAGCCUCCGUGGAGACAUGUCCCUCUCACUGUCCUUCCAGCCUGUGUGGAGGAAAAGUGGGCGGACCUGGGAGAGUCAAGAGGACGUACAGGCCCCGUUCCAUUCAGAGGUCAUGGUUUGGGCAGUUCCCCUGGUUAGUAUUGGACUCCAAGGAGACCAAGCUGUUCUGCUCUGUUUGCAGAGAGAGACCAACAAUCCACGAUAAGUCAUCUCGCUUGGUCCAGGGUUACACUGGGCCUUUUAAAGUGGAAACUCUGAGAUACCAUGAGGUCAGUAAGGCACACAAACUGUGUGUCAACACCGUGGAGGUCGGAGGUGACAGCCCUCAGCCUACUCUCACUCCGGAGAUCUCCAGCGACCUCGUGGCCAACAUGGAGCACCUCUUCAAUGCCGCCUACUCCAUUGCCUACCACUCCAGGCCUCUGAAUGACUUUGGGAAGGUCUUGCAACUCCUCCACAACACCGGCACCGCGCUAUUGGGCAAGUACCGGAAUCGCACUGCCUGCACACAGUUCAUCAAGUAUAUCUCCGAGACCCUGAAGAAGGAGAUCCUCAGAGACAUUCGGAGCUCCCCGUGUGUGAGCCUGCUGUUGGACAGCUGCUCGGACUGCUCCGACCAGGCCUGUGUGGGGAUCUACGUGCGCUACUUGAAGCAGGCGGAGGUGAAGGAGUCCUACAUCACCUUGGCCCCUCUCCCCAGUGAGACAGUAGAUGGGUACUUCGAGACCAUCAUUGCUGCCCUGGAUGAGCUGGAUAUCCCUUUCCGGAAGCCUGGCUGGGUGGUGGGCCUGGGGACUGAUGGGUCUGCCACGCUGAGCCACAAGGGAGGCCUUGUGGGAAAGCUCCAGGAGAUCAUCCCUCAGAUGCUGCCUGUGCGCAGUAUCACCCACCAGCUGCCUGUGGCCGUGCUGGAUGCUUGUGGGAGCAUCCCUCUGGUGAGGAGGUGCGAUCGGCACAUCCGGACUGUCUUCAAGUUUUAUCAGUCCUCCAGCAAGAGGCUCGGUGAGCUUCAGCGCAGCGCUGGUCCCCUGGAGCAGGAGAUCAUCCGUCUGAAAGACUUGACCGCUAUCAGGUGGGUGGCCAGCCAAAGGCACACUCUGGACAUGCUCAUCGGGAGCUGGCCCGCCCUGGCUAGGCACCUUCAGAGUGUGGCGGAGGCUGGGGGCCAGACUGGCCAGAGAGCCAAGGGCAUGCUGAAGCAGAUAAAGGGCUUCCAUUUCAUCAAGUUCUGUCACUUCCUUUUGGAUUUCCUGAGCAUCUACGGGCCUCUGUCUGAGGUCUGCCGGAAGGAGUUAGCGUUGGUCACAGAAGUGAAUUCUACCCUGGGGCAUGCCUAUGUGGCCUUGGAGAGUCUCUGCCAACAGGCGGGGCCUAAAGAAGAAGAGUUCAAUGCCAGCUUCCAGGAUGGGCAGUUCCAUGGCAUCUUCCUGGACAGAGUGGAGAUGGCAGAGCUGUGGUUCCAGGCAGACAGAGAGAGAACAAUCCUGACUGGGAUCCAGUAUCUCCAGCAGAGGUUUGAUGCAGACCGCCCCGCACUGCUCAAGAACAUGGAGGUGUUAGACACCACAGCCUGGCCCUAA
Microtus ochrogaster (prairie vole) is the source of this 2759-nucleotide messenger RNA. It is a transcript of the gene Znf862, whose product is annotated as zinc finger protein 862-like. The transcript has 5 exons. Bases 132 to 2759 code for a protein of 875 amino acids. The record is from RefSeq and is a predicted model, not a curated record. NCBI's taxonomy places the organism in Eukaryota, Metazoa, Chordata, Mammalia, Rodentia, Cricetidae. Gene Ontology annotation, biological process: regulation of DNA-templated transcription. Gene Ontology annotation, molecular function: protein dimerization activity.